Saccharomyces eubayanus is the source of this 2004-nucleotide messenger RNA. RefSeq names its product E1 ubiquitin-activating protein UBA2 (gene UBA2). The transcript has a single exon. Lineage: Eukaryota; Fungi; Ascomycota; Saccharomycetes; Saccharomycetales; Saccharomycetaceae. The coding region runs from base 1 to 2004 and encodes 667 amino acids. Gene Ontology annotation, cellular component: cytoplasm; SUMO activating enzyme complex. The record is from RefSeq and is a predicted model, not a curated record. Gene Ontology annotation, biological process: protein sumoylation. Gene Ontology annotation, molecular function: SUMO activating enzyme activity.
AUGUUAAAAAGCAAAAACUAUGUUUACGUUAAAUUAACCUGUUCGGAUUCCAGUAAUACGCCAUCUCAACUAUACGGAAUUCCUCGUACGUUAAGCAGAAAGGAAAAAAUGGCAAGAGAAACGAAUUUAAUAAAGAUCAUUGGUGAAGAUAACUUUCAAAAAUUGCGGUCUUCCAAAUGUCUCUUGGUUGGUGCUGGAGGCAUAGGGUCCGAACUAUUGAAAGACUUGAUCCUGAUGGAAUUCGGUGAGAUACAUAUUGUGGAUCUGGACACUAUUGACUUGUCUAACUUGAAUAGGCAGUUUCUCUUCAGACAAAAAGAUAUCAAGCAGCCCAAAUCCACCACGGCUGUGAAGGCGGUCCAACAUUUCAACAACUCUAAACUGGUGCCUUAUCAAGGAAACGUUAUGGACACUUCCACUUUUCCCCUACACUGGUUUGAGCAAUUCGACAUUAUCUUCAAUGCCCUUGAUAACCUGGCUGCAAGGCGUUACGUUAAUAAAAUGUCCCAAUUUUUGUCGCUCCCUUUACUAGAGUCUGGGACGGCUGGGUUUGAUGGCUAUAUGCAGCCAAUUAUUCCUGGGCAGACAGAAUGUUUUGAAUGUACCAAGAAAGAAACUCCAAAGACUUUCCCCGUGUGUACCAUCAGAUCGACACCAUCCCAACCAAUCCAUUGUAUUGUUUGGGCAAAAAACUUUCUAUUUAACCAGCUGUUUGCCUCAGAUGCUUCUGAAAACGAAGAAGGCAAUAAGGAUUGGGGUACGGACGACGCUGAGGAAAUCAAACGUAUCAAACAAGAAACUAAUGAACUACAUGAGCUACAGAAAAUUAUCAUCUCCAAAGAUGAAUCCCGUGUCCCUGAGAUCCUUCACAAAUUGUUUAUUCAAGACAUAAACAAAUUAUUAGCUAUUGAAAAUCUAUGGAAAACAAGAACUAAACCAACGCCGUUGUCCGAUUCUCAGAUAAGGGGGUCUUCCAAGAUAAAUAAAUUUGAUUCGAACUCUGUUGGAACAAUACACGAACAGAUCAACCACUUCAUUAAAAUCACUCAAAAGCUAAUGAAUCGUUAUGCUACGGAGCAGAGCCAUAUUGAUUUUGACAAAGACGAUGCUGAUACAUUGGAAUUCGUUGUAACAGCAGCAAAUAUAAGAUCUCACAUUUUCAACAUACCAAUGAAGUCUGUAUUUGACAUUAAGCAAAUUGCAGGUAACAUCAUCCCGGCCAUAGCAACGACAAAUGCUAUCAUUGCCGGUUUAUCAUCAUUAAUUUCAUUGCGUGUUCUAAACCUUCUGAAAUAUGCACCAGUUAGCAAAUUCACUGACUUGAAUAUGACUUUUACCGCCAAGGCAAGCAAUUUGUCUCAAAAUCGGUAUUUGUCAAAUCCUAAAUUAGCACCACCAAACUGUAAUUGUCCUGUGUGUUCCAGAGUAAGUAGAGGGGUUAUUAAAUUGUCACCUGAUCAGCUGAAGAAAAUAAAAUUGUCUGAUCUGAUCAGCUUAAUACGUGACAAAUACGAUUAUCCGGAGGAUAUCUCACUACUGGAUGCAAGUGAUCAAAGACUAUUGGCCGAUUAUGACUUUGAAGAUUUGAAUGGUCGCACUUUGUCUGAAGUUAAUCUAGGCAACGGAUCUAUAAUAUUAUUUUCCGACGAAGAAGGUGACACAAUGGUUCGUAAAUCCAUUGAGCUAUACUUCGAUGUAAAUGAUGCAUUUCCUCAUGAUACGUGUAAGUUACCAGAUAUACGGAUCCCACUAGUCAAAUCAAGCGAAACUUCGUCAAAUGGUGACGAGGACGAAGAUAAUGACGUAGCUACCACUACGGAUAAACAGGAAGAUGGUGGUAUCGUAAUACUAGAUGAAGAUGAAGGUGAAAUUGAAUUGGCGACCGACCCGUUAGAUGACUCGAAGAAAAGGUCGGCUAAUCUUGAAGGUUUUGGUGAACCCAGCAGCAAAAGGAAAAAGUUGACAAAUGAAUCUGCUGAUUCUGAUAUUAUUGAACUAGACUAA